Spinacia oleracea (spinach) is the source of this 941-nucleotide messenger RNA. Its product is annotated as glyoxylase I 4-like. The record is from RefSeq and is a predicted model, not a curated record. Lineage: Eukaryota; Viridiplantae; Streptophyta; Magnoliopsida; Caryophyllales; Amaranthaceae. The transcript has 3 exons. Bases 64 to 591 code for a protein of 175 amino acids.
GCACAAAUCAAAACACAUAAAGUUUUGCGUUAACUCCUAGUUUAGAUUUUGUUGUAUAUAUAAAUGGUUGAAAUAUCAUGCAAAGAAGAAGAUAUAACAAUGAGAGAAAACAUCGACAAUCCUCUUGGUAUAUUAUCAUUAAAUCACAUCUCAAUUAGGUGUCGUUCCGUUGAAAAAUCUCUUAACUUUUACCAAAAUGUCCUUGGAUUUUUCCGUAUUAGAAGGCCAGGUUCUUUAAAUUUUCACGGUGCUUGGUUGUUUGGUUAUGGUAUUGGCAUACAUUUGCUAGAGUCUGAUGAUGAUUCAAUUGGCAAACAUACACCCGUUAGAGGGAUUAAUCCCAAGGACAACCAUAUCUCCUUCCAAUGCGAGAAUGUGGCGAUGGUAGAAAGUACGCUAAAGGAGAUGGAAAUAGACUGUGUUAAAAACAGGGUGAUGGAAGGUGGAAUUAGUGUUGAUCAACUCUUCUUCCAUGAUCCAGAUGGUUUCGUGAUUGAGGUUUGCGACUGCAACAAUCUCCCCGUGGUUCCACUAAAAGAACUUGAUUUUUCUAUCCGUGAAGUAUGCUUGCUAACACGAUCAGGUGCGUGAAUUUCACGCAUACAAUGCAACCACCGUACCCUUAAUUAGCGCGCAUAUGCGACACAUGCAUUAUGCAUUAUGCAUUAUGCAUUAUGCAUUAUGCAUACGCUCCUUGGAUGUACAAAGCCCUGAUACGGCUAUACAUGUAAUUGUAAUAUAUCAUUGUGCAUUGCGAUUCAUCAGCAUGAACUAACUCAUCAAGGUUCAUGGUUGACUUUUUUUGUACCCUAGAGAUUCGACGACAAAACUCUUCUUUGUAUUGAUAUUAUACACUUUUUUUUUUUUUUUUUGUGAAAUGUAUUUCGUAUUACGUGGUGUAAGUGUUGUUGGUUUAAUAAAAGUGUAUAAUUUGUUUUUGA